AUGAAAACCUUUAAAGACUCUGCCAGUUUAAUCCUAGCAGCUCGUCAAAUGCAAAAAUGUGCACGUCCUUCAACUGCUACAAAUUAUAAUUACAAUCUGCUGUGCCUGAAAAGGCAUAAAAAUUCAAAAUUCAUGCCCGGUAACUACGUGUUUCCUGGAGGAAUAGUGCAUCCAGCCGACGCGGAUCUCAAAUGGAACAAUCUGUUCUCCUCGUUCGGCUUCGACAAAAGCAGCUAUGCUUCUUUAUUUCCAAACACUACGACACGACCGAUAAUUUUUAAAUCGAUACCGAAACAACUACCAAAAGAAAUUUCACUACGUAUCAGUGCGAUUCGGGAGACUUUUGAAGAAUGUGGCAUACUCCUCUGCAAGAAAUCACAAAAUGGCGAGUUGCAACCUGAUUGGGCGCAACAUAUCGAAAUGCCCGAAAACGAGUUGCACAGCUGGCAAGAAAAGGUGCAUAAUGAUGCCACGGAAUUUUACUCGUUAUGUAAAAAUUUCGAAUGCUAUCCUGAUCUCUGGUCUCUUUACGAAUGGAGCAAUUGGUUGACACCGACUUUUUUCCUCGAUAAAAGAUUCAACACCGUUUUCUAUUUGGCCUGUAUGCAAACUGUACCUCCCUGUUUGCAGGAAUCUACGGAAAUCGAGGACAUGAAAUGGGACGUACCAGCAAACUUUAUAUUCUCUGGUCCUGAGUUUACAUUACCACCGCCGCAGCAGUAUGAAAUCGCGAGAAUAGCAAAGUUUGAAAGUAUAGAUAAUUUGCUAGAUUUCGCGAACGAGCGUACCAAACUGGGCGUACGCAUGAAUCUGCCGGUAAAGGUGGAGUUGCAGGAUGGGAAUGUGUAUGUCUUGCCGGGUGACUCGAUGUACCCGGAACACGCAAAUUUAUUUGACAAACAAGUGAUCGACAGAACGGACAUCACUAUCGAGCAAUUUCGAGAGAUGUCACCUGUAAAAAAUCGAGUGGAAUUCUUUAAUCUCGAAGUGAAGAGGCUUUUCGUUCAGAAUUUCGACGAUGAGGAUGGCCACUUGUCGCCCAUGUCACUGAAUGAAAUCCGUAUAAAACAAACCCAUAAAAAAUAAAACACAGUUUUUAACACCAUCAUGUGUUCGUUUCUUUUUUAUGAAAUUGUCAA
Messenger RNA from Dufourea novaeangliae, 1139 nucleotides. RefSeq names its product nucleoside diphosphate-linked moiety X motif 19-like. Bases 1 to 1086 code for a protein of 361 amino acids. The transcript is spliced from 5 exons. Lineage: Eukaryota; Metazoa; Arthropoda; Insecta; Hymenoptera; Halictidae. Gene Ontology annotation, cellular component: mitochondrion. Gene Ontology annotation, molecular function: hydrolase activity, acting on acid anhydrides, in phosphorus-containing anhydrides. The record is from RefSeq and is a predicted model, not a curated record.